UCUCUCCACUCAGUCGUGGUGCAAGCAGCCAUGUUGCCGUGAGCUUGUUCCGGUAUCAGGGCAGGAUCGUGCGCACAGACGGCAUUCGGGCACAGCUCAUCGCCUUCUGCCUCUCCCGCCCCUGACACGCAUCUCCGAACAAGAAAAUCCAACUUCUCCAAUAAUGGAUUGUACAACCUGAUGAUUCCGUCUUCGGGUGGCUGGGAUAAUAGUCGGCGUACCGACUGGACGAGCUGGUAUAUAGCUACACUGCAGUGCAGCACUGGUGGACGACCUUAUUCCGAUCACGCAACAUAAGAAGGAUUUCUGCGGUUUCCGUGGAUUUGGAGUUUUUGCGGGUCGCUGUGUGGCAGUCGCCGCCGCUGCGGUCGCCGGGGAUCAGCUAACCAGUUAGCCUUGCCUUGUAAAAGGACCGCUAAAUUGGCUAGCUACAUGGGCUAAAACCGUCAAACCAGUUAGCCAGCGCAACAAAUUAAUUUGGGGCUCUAAACCUACUAUGCUGCCACUUUCCAAAUUUCUAUCUUUAUUUUUCAAAGCCAUUGCUUCGGGAAUUUAACUUGGAAUAUUUCAAUUGUUUUCCAGACUUGGGAAGGUCGAGACGUGACCGGGAAUAACUUUGGCCUGAAAGUUUGUAGACACCGAACCUGGCUUCGAACCUAAGGAAACGUCUGAGCCACAAAUAAGUCAGACAGACGGACGACGUAGUUUUGUUUUUGAAACAUAAAAUAUAUACAUAAUUACAAACAUAUAUAUGUAUAUACAUGCUUUAUGAUAAUUGGGGCCUUAAUCGGACAGUUGGCUACCUUUAGGUUAGCGUGUUAGCCACCUAAUUGUACCUUCAACUCAACCGUUGCCCAACUUUUUUUCUUUCCUUUUCAAGAUAGCAUAGGUGGCUAGCUGGUUCGACCAUCAAAAGAAAAAGAUAUUAAACCCUAUAGCACUGUCUGUUCAAUUCUGAACACAGUUUGAAUGGUUUUAGAUACCCGCUAAACUGGAAACCUUUUGAUUAUCUUGUUUUUGUUCGUUAAGAAACAUGGGACUAUCAGUCGCUAGUACUAGCUAGUUUCUUCUAGCUAGCCGGCUAACUCCUAGCCUCGGAUGAGGACUGGACUUGUUGAUUCUCGGGGAUAUCUGUCAUUCUUCUGGCUGGAUAACACUGCACAUCUGUCGGACGUUUCCCUCUAUCAUCAACUCCACGGGUGUUAGAUGAACAAGAGACACUGACAGAUCUUUAUAUUGCCUCGCUAUUUUUUUCUUCCAUCUUUUUAGAGCCCCCAAAGUCUUUAAAACAUGUCAAGGGUCCCGCUGUUGCAAGUCAUUGAAAACUCGACGGGGCAGGAGCAAAAAUCCUCGUCCGGCCGACACAGCAUGUCACGAUGCCGAAACUCCGUGGCCACGACCACAUCAGAUGAGCAGCCACAUAUCGGCCAAUACCGGUUGCUGAAAACCAUCGGCAAGGGCAACUUUGCUAAAGUCAAACUGGCUCGACAUGUUCUCACUGGAAAAGAGGUGGCCGUAAAGAUCAUAGAUAAGACGCAGCUCAACUCAUCCAGUUUGCAAAAGCUCUUUCGGGAGGUGAGAAUCAUGAAAUUGUUGAAUCAUCCCAACAUAGUCAAGCUUUUUGAGGUGAUAGAGACGGACAAGACUCUGUACCUGGUAAUGGAGUAUGCUAGUGGAGGAGAGGUCUUUGAUUACCUGGUGGCCCACGGAAGAAUGAAGGAAAAAGAAGCCCGUGCCAAAUUCAGACAGAUCGUGUCGGCCGUGCAGUAUUGCCACCAGAAGUGUAUAGUGCACAGGGACCUUAAGGCAGAGAACCUGCUGCUAGACGCGGAGAUGAACAUCAAGAUAGCGGACUUUGGUUUCAGUAAUGAGUUUACUCUGGGGAACAAGCUGGACACAUUCUGUGGAUCUCCACCCUAUGCAGCCCCAGAACUCUUCCAGGGCAAGAAGUACGACGGGCCUGAGGUGGAUGUCUGGAGUCUGGGAGUGAUCCUCUACACGCUGGUCAGUGGCUCGCUGCCCUUUGAUGGACAAAACCUUAAGGAGCUGAGGGAGCGAGUGCUGCGCGGUAAAUACAGGAUUCCUUUCUACAUGUCCACCGACUGCGAGAACCUGCUUAAAAAAUUUCUGAUCCUGAACCCUUCCAAAAGAGGCAGCCUGGAGCAGCAGAUUAUGAGGGACCGAUGGAUGAAUGUGGGCUAUGAGGAAGAGGAACUCAAGCCCUACAUUGAACCUCAGCCAGAUUAUAAAGACCCCAGAAGGACAGACGUUAUGCUUCAAAUGGGAUAUUCUCAAGAGGAGAUCAAAGAUUCGCUUGUGAACCAGAAGUACAACGAGGUGAUGGCCACGUACCUGCUUCUGGACUACAAGAACUCUGAGCUUGAAGAAGGUUGUAUCAAACCACGGCCAGGAAGUGAUGCAAGCACCAUCAACGCCUCCUCUCCAUCUCACAAGGUACAACGCAGCGUAUCUUCCAACCAGAAGGCUCAGAGCCGCAGACCCACCGAUCAGGUGUCCUCCUAUUCCAAGAGAGGAGGUCCCGGGGAUAGUCGGUCUGCAGCGGAGGAUUCUGGGAAGAAAAGUGUAUCAGGCAGCUCCACGACCAAGGUGCCAGCCAGCCCUCUGGUGUCUUCAGACCGCAAGAAGAGCGCCACGCCUUCCACUAAUAGCAUCCUUUCCACUGGUACCAGUCGCAGUCGGAACUCUCCGCUGACUGACAGAGCCACGCUCGGCCAGGGUAUCCAGAACGGCAAGGACAGCCUAAACACUCCGGGCUCCCGAGCCUCCACUGCCUCAGCUGCUGCCGUCCUCUCCUCCUCCUCCUCCUCUUCGCGUCCCCGCCACUACAAGUCCUUGUCCUCCUCCAACCAUCCAUGCCAAUCUGACCUGCACGCACCACGGCCCAGUGGGGCGCCGCAGCGGGCGCCCGUCGCCUCCCCGUCUGCCCACAACAUCAGCAGCGCGGCUGUGUCGGACCGAACCAACUUCUCCAGAGGGGGAGUCCGCAGCACGUUCCACGCCGGCCAGCAGCGGGGCGCACGGGACCAGCAGGGCUCCACCUACACCGGCGGCCCGGCCUCCCCGUCUCUGUCACACGGCAACAGCCAGGCCCGCAGGACGCACGGGGCGACCGGGAUUUUCAGCAAGUUCACAUCCAAGUUUGUACGCAAAAAUCUCUCGUUCAGGUUUCCCAGAAGUCCUUAUGAGGGAGAGGGUCGGGAUGAGGGGAGCAGGUCUGUGCUGACCAGUACUGUGAACAAGUCGGAGAAGACCUCCGCCGGCGGCUUCUCCUCCUCUUCCAACAACGAUGAGAACAACUCCUCGCCUGGAUCUGGCAACACAGGUGGCACAGGCACCCCUCCUGCCAACGCCAGCCAGAAGGACUCGGCGAAGCCGCGCUCGCUGCGCUUCACCUGGUCCAUGAAGACCACUUCGUCCAUGGAGCCCGCGGAGAUGAUGCGCGAGAUCCGCAAAGUGCUGGACUCCAACAACUGCGACUACGACGAGCGCGAGCGCUACAUGCUGCUGUGCACGUCCAGCGACCCGCACAACUUUGUGCAGUGGGAGAUGGAGGUGUGCAAGCUGCCGCGGCUCUCCCUCAACGGCGUGCGCUUCAAGCGCAUCUCGGGCACCUCGAUUGCCUUCAAGAACAUCGCCUCAAAGAUCGCCAACGAGCUCAAACUGUGAGUGCGGCCGGCAGCAGAGAGCGGAGGGCUUUGAGAACGAUGCCGGACGUGGGACCGGGGGAACAACAAAGGUGGAGGUCGGCUAAAAAAAAUAAUGACUCUGUUGACAUCUAGUGGAGUUUGAAGGAGGACGAGGAAGCGUUUCUGCCCCGCACUCUGACACUCGGAGCUCUUCUGAAUUGUGAAGUACAGACCGAGGUCUUCUCUCUUCCCUUUGGGGGUUUUUUUUUCUGUCACCUUCUAUCUACUUAGACGUUCCACUCUGCUGCAUGCCCCACCUUUCCGUUCUCCUUUUUCAAGCCCCACUCCUAACCACUCCUGUCGUUUAUUUCCUCCUAUUUAUUCAGUUUCUCUGCACAGUCCUGCUGCCAGGUCUCUGGGAGGUGAAAAUGGGGGGUUAGAUGAAGGGGUGAGGUGGGCAGACGAACUCUGGGAAGAGGGGACAAAGGUGUGUCUUUGAAGCCUUAUUUUUGCUGGUAUUUGUUAAGGAAUUCUGAUUCAAUGCGAAACCGAACGGACCCCCGCUGAGCCAGGACACUUUUGGACGAACAAAGCGGCGUCUGUGGACCGUCCCUCCACCGCUCUCCCUCCUCAUCCUCCCCUCUGCCUUCUCAGCACAAAUUCACCCAAUCUUCUCACUCCUUUUUUUUUUUUUUUUUUAAUUACCUUGGCUCAAUGGUUGCCAAUCUGAGAGUUUUUUUUUCUCUAUUGGUUACUACUUUUACGUUCUUUUUUGUUUUAAGAGUUGUGCACUGGAACAAGAGCGGCAAAUUUGAACCCAUGGAGGGUCAGGACACUUCAUGGACCAGAUAGUUGAAGAAUUUAAUGUUGCCUUUCUUUGAAGAAUUAAAAUUAGGAGUUUGUGUUUUUCUCGUCAGCACAUGAAAUGAUUUCUUUGUACCGUUUUCUUUCUUGGCAUCCUGCCUUCAUAUCACCCCCUCCCCUCCCCGCUGUACUCUGUUACACGCUCCCAAAGAGGAACCACAGAGAAAGGUGUUGUAACAGUGUGUGUGAGUGAAUAAUGUAAGAUCACUGGAGAAAUGAACAACCAGGAUCUCUACUUUUGAUUUGAUAAUAUAUUUUUUGCGGCUGGAGGUUUGUAUAGAAUCGGAUUGUCUGACGGGAAGUGGACGGUUUCAUUGCUGCCUUUAUUAUUUUUUUUGGUGUAUGCAUUUAACUUCUACGCACAACCCUCCUCCCCGUUCUUCCGGAUCGCAGAAUGGUCGACGUGAUGAUUCCUCCGUCUCACUCGUCUUUUUAUUUUUUGCCUGGAGGAAAAGCCUUGUUUGGUCCAGAACAGCUCCCCAAAUGCUACGGAGAAAAGUUUCUCUCUGCCUUUCUCGGAAAGGUCCCGUCAGCCGACGUCACGCUUUCUUUUCUCCUUUGUACUUCAGUUUGGAAUCUGUCAGAAGUUGGAUCAUUGUAUUAAGGUGCUGGGUAUUGGAUUUGAUUUAUUAUUCUGGCUGUUGCUGUUCUCUUCUCUCUUUCAGGGUUGAUUUUAUUUGACAUUCUUUCGUUUUACAUUGCUGUAAUUUACAAUGAUUUUAAAUGUGUUGAGCAUACUGUAACUGUAGUGGUGGGUUUUUGGGGUUGGGAGGGGUGAUCAACUCCUUUGAAAAGUGUAUUUUUUUUUGUUUUGUUUUUUUUUGUGCAAAAACAAAACGAUGGAAAGUUACAAUGAUAGUAAUAAAAACAAUGAUAUAAAUAAUGAUG
Molecule: messenger RNA, 5399 nt
Organism: Oryzias latipes (Japanese medaka)
Lineage: Eukaryota; Metazoa; Chordata; Actinopteri; Beloniformes; Adrianichthyidae
Gene: mark2b
Product: MAP/microtubule affinity-regulating kinase 2b
Biological process (GO): protein phosphorylation; intracellular signal transduction; microtubule cytoskeleton organization
Cellular component (GO): cytoplasm
Molecular function (GO): ATP binding; tau-protein kinase activity
Source: RefSeq, a predicted model, not a curated record